CACCAUGUAACAUGACCGACGAGCCGACGCUCGCACGGUUCCGCCUUCAGGCACAGAUGAGGGAUGAAGGCGCUGCGUCACGGAGCGGCCCCAGUGCGCAGACUCCAGGGGGAAGCUGAAACGUGAAGUGACGUGGGUACCACGGACGUGAGGAGUGGACGUCUGCGAAAACUUCGUAAACAAUGAGGAGAGUUGUGUCCGCAUCUUUUAAAAUUCAACGCUCUUGAUAUCCGCUGCCUCACAUUUUUACAGUAGCCUCAGUUUUGACAUAGCAACUUUUUCAUUCACGAAACAACAGAGCGCGCGCCGGCUAGCACGUCACGUAUCCAAGCUAACAGGCUGUAACGAAACUAGCCUGGGCCAUCCAUCCGAAGUCCGUGUUACGCGUGGCAAACGCUGUGUUUUUACUGGAGCUGAACAUGAAAAAGACCAGGAAGGGCUCGACUGGACGUCGUUGAUGUUCAAUCUACGAAAAACAGUACUAACGUUAGUUGACGCCAGCGAAUACCAGCCCGUCGGUCGAGCAGGGGAACACAAGAGCAAACUGUCAGAAUGGGUUCCGUGCUCCGGGGUGAGGAGAUGUGUCUGGCCCAGCUGUUCCUGCAGUCUGGCUCUGCGUACGACUGCAUCAGCGAACUCGGGGAGCUGGGGCUCGUGGAGUUCAGAGACCUCAAUCCCACUGUCAACGCAUUCCAUCGUAAACAUGUGAAUGAGAUCAAAAAAUGUGAAGAGAUGGAAAGGAUUCUUGGAUACCUUCUGAGGGAGAUCAAGAAAGCAGACAUUUCACUGCCAGAAAGUGAAGUGAACCCUGUUGCUCCUUUACCUAAACAUGUGAUGGAUAUAAUGGACCAACUGCAGAGACUAAAAGUAGAGUUAGGUGAAGUCACCAGGAAUAAAGAGAAGCUGCAAAAGAAUAUGCGGGAGCUGAAGGAGUACAAACACAUGCUUCGUAUUACUCGCAACUUUGUGCAAAGAACCUCUGAACGAGAGUCCAGACAAGUGCAGUAUGAGGAGUUUCCGUUCCUAGAAAAAGACCCAAAGAUGGACUACAGCAGCAUGCAGAGGCUUGGAGCUAAACUUGGUUUCAUCUCUGGGCUUAUUCAGACAGUGAAGAUUGAAGCGUUUGAGCGGAUGCUGUGGAGAAUGUGUAAAGGUUACACAAUCCUUAGCUAUGCUGAGGUUGAAGAGUAUCUGGAAGAUCCUGACACAGGUGAGCUUACCAAAAGUGUUGUCUUCCUGAUUUCCUACUGGGGAGACCAAAUUGGGCAGAAAGUGAAGAAAAUCUGUGACUGCUACCGCUGUCAUCUAUAUCCCUAUCCCAGUAGCAAUGAGGAAAGGAUUGAUGUUGUGGAAGGACUCGGAACUCGCAUUCAGGAUCUGCACACAGUACUUCACAGGACAGAGGACUACCUGAGACAGGUCUUGGUUAAGGCUUCGGAGUCUAUCUACACCUGGGUAAUCCAGGUCAAAAAGAUGAAGGCCAUCUACUAUAUCCUGAACCAGUGUAGUUUUGAUGUUACGAACAAGUGUCUGAUUGCUGAAGUAUGGUGUCCUGUCAAUGAUGUGCCCACACUGCGACGAGCACUAGAAGACGGAUCGAGAAAAAGUGGGGCAACAGUUCCUUCGUUCGUGAAUCGUAUUCCCACCAAAGAAACUCCCCCCACCCUGAUUAGGACCAACAAGUUCACCUCUGGCUUCCAGAACAUUGUGGAUGCCUAUGGAGUGGGCAGUUACAGGGAGGUAAACCCUGCUCCUUUCACAAUCAUCACUUUCCCGUUCCUGUUCGCCGUGAUGUUUGGAGACCUCGGCCACGGCGUAAUCAUGGCUCUGUUUGCUUUAUGGAUGGUGCUGUUUGAGAAAAACCGAAAACUUAAAAACACCAGGAAUGAGUUCUGGAACACGUUCUUUGAAGGCCGCUAUAUCAUCCUAUUGAUGGGCCUGUUCUCCAUUUACACUGGCCUGAUAUACAAUGACUGUUUCUCAAAGUCCCUAAACAUCUUUGGUUCUGGAUGGAGUGUAAAGCCCAUGUAUGAUGUGUGGAAGCAAGAGAAUAUUAAGGGGAAAAAAAUUCUGUCUCUGGACCCAAACAUUUCAGGGGUUUUCAUGGGACCAUAUCCUCUGGGAAUUGACCCUAUCUGGAACUUGGCAACCAACCGCCUUUCAUUUUUGAACUCCUACAAGAUGAAGAUGUCUGUGAUACUGGGCAUCGUACACAUGAGCUUUGGCGUCAUCCUGAGUGCAUAUAAUCACUUAUACUUUAGGAAGAAAUACAACAUUUACUUGGUAGUUGUCCCUGAGCUCCUGUUCCUGCUGUCGCUCUUCGGCUACCUGGUGUUCAUGAUUUUCUACAAGUGGCUGUUUUUCUCUGCUAAACACGUCAAUGCUGCCCCAAGCAUCCUCAUUCAAUUCAUAAACAUGUUCCUUAUGCAGGAUUCAAAAGUUCAACUAUACACAGGACAGUUUGGCCUGCAGGUGUUCUUGGUUGUUAUUGCUAUCCUUUCAGUACCAGUCCUACUCCUGGGGAAACCUGUCUACCUGUAUUGGCUUAAAAAUGGAAGCCAGCGCCUCGGAGUGUACAGGGGAUAUGAGCGUGUGAGGCAUAACAGUGAUGAGGAGCUCUGCCUGCUGAGGACACAUGACAUGGAGGAGGGCAGCAGUCACAGCGACUUCUCUUCUAGCGGAGAACACCAGACAAUGGAGUUUGACUUCGCAGAUGAGCUUCUGCAUCAGUCUAUCCACACUAUAGAGUACUGCCUGGGUUGCAUCUCCAACACAGCCUCCUACCUGAGGCUCUGGGCUCUGAGCCUGGCACAUGCACAGCUAUCAGAGGUGCUGUGGACCAUGGUGAUGCGAAUAGGACUUCGAAUGAAUAACAGCCUUGGAGUUUUAUUCUUGGUACCCGUGUUUGGCCUGUUUGCCAUUCUCACUGUGUCUAUCCUUCUGGUAAUGGAGGGUCUGUCUGCAUUCCUUCAUGCUCUACGGCUGCAUUGGGUGGAGUUUCAAAAUAAAUUCUACAGCGGAACUGGAGUCAAGUUUUACCCCUUUUCCUUCUGUCGUCUGUCUUCAAGUUUGGAAAAUGAUGGUUUACCUUAAAACUAUCUGUAGAGUGACGUCCUUUUUUUUCGUUUAAGUGGUGAACUCCAGCCUUGGACUGAAAAUCGCUUCUAUUUUAGAAACCUAGACUAGACAGCACAGAAACUUAGAAUGUAACUCAGUUACUUGAAAACUUAAAUUUUAUUUUUAGUAACAUUUUUAGGAUACAAAGGUUAAAAAAAAACAUAAUUUGGUUUAGUUGUUCUUUCCAUGGAAGUUGCCAAUUAAAAAAUUUCUCACUUUUAAUCACCUUCAAUUUCAGUUUCCUAUUAUCUGUUAUAAUUGGAUUUGUAUGAAUGUUGCCAUAGUUAUACAAAUUUCCUUUUUUGUUGAUCUGCUUUCCAUACAAUGAGUAACAAUCCAACUUCCACCUUAAGUUUUACUGACUUGUUAUUGCACUGACUUGCCUUACAGAAUAAGAACCAAAGGACAGCAUACUGUAUUGUUCUUCAGGUUCUGUUGUAUUCUUACAUUGUGGUACCAAAACACUGCAAAGUAUCUUUUCUGUACCCAUAAGUGCUCAGGCAGGUGUGUCAUGAGAUGUAUAUACUUUCAGAGAACUAUUUUUUAAUUUGUUGUAUUUUAAAUGUUGGUUUAGAAUUAAAGAUGAGCGUUAAUGGGAAAUGAUUUUUAUUUUUCUGCAUUCACAGUGUUGCCUAAGCAUCUGCAGUUUAAUGUACAUUUUACAUUCCCUGCAUUGAUUUCAUCAGUUCUUUAUAGAGAUGCCUGCACUUUCACUGGCACCUAAGCAUGCCACAGAAAAACACUGCCACACUGUCUCUUAUUGCUGAUAUUGUUUUUAUGAUGUAACGAUCUGAGCGUGAAAUGUUCAUGAAACAAGUGUCAGUUGCUUUUAUUUAAGCUGCCUGAUGUUUUAUUAGCAGACAUUUGCCUUAAUUAACAAUGAACUGUGACUUAAUUCAAUUAACUUUUAAUUGUAUUUCAAACCUAGUCCAUUAAAGUGAAGAAUUGUCUUUUUUUCCAUUAAGAAACACUCCUGGUUAAAACCUUGUUCUUCAUCAUCUCUAAAUGAAUUAUUUUUUUCCCCUCAUGCAUUUAUUAAAACCAUUAACUUUGUCCUCAUCAUGCUGCAGGGUUUUACACGGUGAAUAUUGUGUGGUCCUUUAUUCAGUACAUAUAAAAACUAGAGGGGUAAAUAUUGGUGAUAGAGUAAAGGACAAAGCUUGUUAAAAAAGAUGAUGUACGUUUUGUGGAAUUCUAUCGACCAUGAUAUGUAAAAUCAUUAAUUGUUGAUGAAGCUCAGUAAUCAUGUACAACAAUAAAACAACAAACUUUGA
Molecule: messenger RNA, 4391 nt
Organism: Betta splendens (Siamese fighting fish)
Lineage: Eukaryota; Metazoa; Chordata; Actinopteri; Anabantiformes; Osphronemidae
Gene: atp6v0a2b
Product: ATPase H+ transporting V0 subunit a2b
Biological process (GO): proton transmembrane transport; vacuolar acidification
Cellular component (GO): vacuolar proton-transporting V-type ATPase, V0 domain; vacuolar proton-transporting V-type ATPase complex; plasma membrane
Molecular function (GO): proton-transporting ATPase activity, rotational mechanism; ATPase binding
Source: RefSeq, a predicted model, not a curated record